AUGACUUCCGGUGACAUUCAAAAGGAACUUGCAGAGUGUUGUGCACAUGAAGUUAUGAAUGUCAUUAUGGAAGAGCUUGGUGAUAAACAAUUCUCUGUGCUUAUUGAUGAGUCACGAGAUAUAUCCGUCAAAGAGCAAAUGGCGGUGAUGUUGAGGUUUGUGAACAACAAAGGGGAUGUUGUGGAACGAUUUAUUGCUCUACAUCAUGUCAAAGAUACUACUUCUGAGGCACUAAAGAAUGCUCUUUAUUGUAUUCUUGAUCGUUACAAGUUAUCUAUUUCAAGGAUACGAGGGCAAGGAUAUGAUGGAGCUUCAGAUAUAAGAGGUGAAUUUAAUGGUUUGCAAAGAAAGAUUCUAGAUGAAAAUCCUUAUGCUUUCUAUGUCCAUUGUUAUGCUCACUGCUUGCAAUUGGUGAUUGUGUCUAUUGCUAGUAGUUGCUCAUCUAUUAAUGAUUUAUUUGAGUACAUCUCCUUGAUUAUAACAACAUCGAGUGCAUCUUGCAAGAGAAGGGAUGCUUUGAUGGAGACAUAA
Medicago truncatula (barrel medic) is the source of this 531-nucleotide messenger RNA. RefSeq names its product zinc finger MYM-type protein 1-like. NCBI's taxonomy places the organism in Eukaryota, Viridiplantae, Streptophyta, Magnoliopsida, Fabales, Fabaceae. Bases 1 to 531 code for a protein of 176 amino acids. The transcript is spliced from 2 exons. The record is from RefSeq and is a predicted model, not a curated record.